Exophiala xenobiotica is the source of this 2658-nucleotide messenger RNA. RefSeq lists its product as uncharacterized. Gene Ontology annotation, biological process: DNA recombination; lagging strand elongation; mitochondrial DNA repair. NCBI's taxonomy places the organism in Eukaryota, Fungi, Ascomycota, Eurotiomycetes, Chaetothyriales, Herpotrichiellaceae. Gene Ontology annotation, molecular function: DNA binding; ATP binding; DNA ligase (ATP) activity. The record is from RefSeq and is a predicted model, not a curated record. The transcript has a single exon. Gene Ontology annotation, cellular component: DNA ligase III-XRCC1 complex. Bases 1 to 2658 code for a protein of 885 amino acids.
AUGAAUAGCCCUUCCAAGAGACGAAAGAAGAACGACUCGAGGCCUGCACCAGUCGCACAUCGCAAUCUCGACUUCUUCUUUCGCAAACAAAACCAGCCGGACGGAGUCAAUGGUCACUCGACGCAAAAUAGAGACCCCACAAGCACAGCAGCAGCCGACGCCGAUCGGUCAAGCUCAGAGCACGCCCUGACAGACGAAGAGCUGGCCUGGAAGCUACAGGAAGAAUGGACAAGAGAAGACGGACAACAAACUGGUAAAAGGGACAACACUGAGGAAGAAGAGACUCGAACAGCUGCCGAAGACAGAGAACACAAGGCGAGCGAGGACAGGGAGGAAUUUGUUGCAGCGGCGCUCGAUCAUCCUACCCCCGAGCCGCAACCUUCGUCGGAUGGAACCAAGAAGGGAUUAUUAGGGCUGCAGUCUACUGCGUCAGAGGAAGACAAGACCACGUUGACAGUGCCAUUCGAUCAGAGUCCCUUGACAUUUGAUCCUACGCAAUACGUUUCAGAAUUGAAGAAACACUGGGCUGCCGACGGUGGCGAUGCAUCUUAUGCUCUGUUGACAAGGUGUUUUGUCUUGGUGAACUCUACCCAGAGUCGGAUCAAGAUUGUUGACACACUCGUGAACUGCCUCAGACUCAUCAUUGAAGCCGACCCAGACAGUCUGCUUCCAGCCGUAUGGCUGGCUACAAACUCCAUAGCACCACCCUAUAUUUCCCAAGAGCUGGGUCUGGGUGGUUCCGCAAUCUCAAAAGCACUGAAGAAAGUAUGCGGACUUGAUGGUUCAGGGCUGAAAAGUCUCUAUGACAAGCACGGAGAUGCAGGAGAUGUCGCAUUCGAAGCCAAAAAGAAACAAAGUUUUACUUUGCGGAAGCCGAAGCCUUUGACCAUUAAGAGUGCCUAUCAAACAUUGGUCAAGAUCGCAAACAGUAAAGGUCAAGGUAGCGUUGAGCAAAAACAAAGACUGGUCGACCGCCUCCUUCAAGAUGCUCGAGGGCCGGAGGAGAGUCGGUAUAUAGUGAGGACGCUGGUCCAGCAUCUCAGAAUUGGUGCUGUGAAGACGACCAUGCUCAUUGCGCUUGGACGAGCAUUCCAGCUUUCGCGUCCAGAAGGAGCCGACUUCCCGGUUAGGGAAGCAGCCCAGCUUGCUAAGCUCAAGAAGGAAGAGUUGGCCAUCGUAUGGUCCAAAGCCGAAGAAGUUGUCAAAACCUGCUUUGCUCGACGGCCGAACUACAACGAUCUUGUACCCGGGCUUCUCGAAGUUGGCGUGUCGGAUGAGCUGCUCUUGCGUUGUGACCUGGCGCUACACAUACCUCUCCGCCCCAUGUUGGGCAGCAUUACUCGCGAUUUGAGCGAGAUGCUCACCAAACUCCAAGGUCGAGACUUUAGCUGCGAGUACAAGUACGAUGGUCAGCGAGCCCAGGUUCACUGUGACGAACGUGGUAAAGUUUCAAUCUUCUCCCGUCACCUCGAGGUCAUGACAGACAAAUAUCCUGAUCUCGUGGCUCUUGUUCCCGAGAUACGAGGUGAUGGAGUAUCAAGCUUCAUCCUGGAAGGAGAAGUUGUCGCUGUGGAUCGAAACACUGGAGAACUACGAACGUUUCAGACCCUUACAAACCGAGCCAAGAAGGAUGUCGACAUUGGCACUAUCCAAAUUGAUGUUUGCCUGUUCGCUUUUGAUCUUAUGUACCUCAAUGGCGAGCAAUUACUCGACCGUCCAUUCCGUGAGCGCCGUGGAUUACUUCGCAGCAUGUUCGUGGAGAAGGAACAUCACUUUACCUGGGUGAAAAGUAUCGACGCGACAUCAGCUGAUUCCGACGUUGUUCUUGAGUUUUUCAAAUCCGCUACGGACAUCAAAUGUGAAGGGAUCAUGGUCAAAGUCCUCGACAACGUACCCAAUCCAGAUCUUGUUGGUCCAGGUGAGCCAGAGCAGGCCGACAAAGACGAGGCACUUACUCCGGCGCCGGUGACACCGAGCAAGAAAGACAAGAAAUCAGCCAGAAAAUCCCAAGUUGAAAAAGAACAGGAGAAGGAGAAAGGCACUCGCCGGAAAGCUCUCUUAUCGACUUACGAACCGGAUAAACGCCUCGACUCGUGGUUGAAGGUCAAAAAGGACUACGCCACAUCGGCGGAUACGAUCGAUCUCAUUCCUGUCGCAGGUUGGCACGGUCAAGGUCGCAAAGCUAAGUGGUGGUCGCCCAUUCUGCUUGCAUGUCGUAACCCGGAGAAUGGCUCGCUGGAGGUGGUCACGAAAUGCAUCUCAGGUUUCACGGACAAAUUCUAUCAGGCCAAUAAGGAGAAAUAUGCCGAGGGCGGCGACAAUGUGUUGGGCUCGAAGCCGAGCUAUAUCGAAUACAGUGCAUACGAGCCAGACGUGUGGUUCGAGCCACAAGAGGUCUGGGAGAUGGCGUUCGCAGACAUUACGCUCAGUCCGACGUAUACUGCUGCGAUUGGACUGGUCAACGAAGAUCGUGGGCUAAGUAUGCGGUUUCCUCGCUUUUUGAAGGUCAGAGAGGACAAGGGUAUCGAGGAAGCGAGCACCUCGGAGUUUCUUGCCAGCUUGUAUCGGAAGCAGGAGGCAAGGAUUCAGGCCACUGGCGGGCAGUCCACAGUGGCUACGAUGGGUGAGGGUGAAGGGGAUAGGGAGUUUGAGGAAUGA